Messenger RNA from Danaus chrysippus (African queen), 3132 nucleotides. Lineage: Eukaryota; Metazoa; Arthropoda; Insecta; Lepidoptera; Nymphalidae. The record is from the annotation of a GenBank genome assembly.
AUGGGAAAUCGCGAGGGAUGUUUCACACAAGUCGGGAUACGCGGGCAGAACUAUGAUUUCCGGCCGACGCCUAUCCCGCUUGAUGAAUGGAAUAACAACAUACGUGAGAGUCGAGCCGGAACAUUACAUGAGACUUUUGUGACAGAAAAACCGCCGUCAAUAGCAGCAGUACCAGCACAUUACUGGGAAGACGCUCUCAGACAUAGCGUCUACCUAACCCUAGUUAAAGAUAAAAUUAAACAACUCAUGACGAAAGUUGACAUCGAUACAUCUGACAGCAGAACUGGAAACUACGAUCCGAAAGAGACCGAGGACCAAGGACUAUGGGAUAAAAUAAAAAAUGCACCGUUCAAAAGAUUACCGGAAGAGGAACCGGCCGUUGGUGACGUCACCAUCAUGGCGAAGGGACGACUUUUAGAAGAUAAGAAAGGAUUUUCCUUCGCUGAAGACGAAAAAUCCAAAGAAACUUGCAACGAUGACAAAUGUAACCAAGGGGUGAGAGCAUUCUGGUCUGUUAAGAGAGUGAGACAGAGAGAUCACGAAACAUCUCCAGGCAAAUAUCAUUAUGAGCUAACAUUUUCCGUUUCAUCCCAGACACCUAAGAAACCGAAGAAGGUCCAAGAAAAUCCUAUUAUAACAUACACAGUGCGUGAAAAUUACCCUAGAAGAAUAGUAGAUAAACCACAGGAAUACCGAAAGUUUGACACACCGAAAACUCAAACCAGAAGACCUGAGAGGGCGAUAUGGUUUCACAGAAACAUAGCACCCGACAAACAAAUCGGUAGAAGACAGUUCUUCCAAGGUUUUGAUUCAUUAUUCUCAUCACUUUUCUCUAACGAUAAUUCAAAUCCUUACAAUCCUCAACCCACAAAACACAAACAUAACCCAUACGGUGCACCAGUUGGUUACCAAAACCCGAAGAUAAAUCACGGGGGCGUUCACAAUGAUCAUCAUCAAAUACCAUAUCCCUAUAAACCGAACUUUAACCUGCCCAUUCAAGCACCACCGAUCCUGCCACCACUUAAUUCAAUUCAACAGUACCAGGACUUAAGUACAUUCACAACUGCGAACAGUAACCUGUACCCAUUGUACCCAUUUGACCAAAGAAUGGAACCGCGACCAGUCCAAGGCUCGAAGACGAACCGCCCAGCUGUAUUGCCAACUCCAUUACCACCAAUUUCACCCAUACGAGAUUAUUCUAUAGAAGCGACGCAACCAAUCUCUUUUGAAAAUUUUGAUAAUACAACACAUCCGUCUGAUACUCUAAAUUAUCCGAUAACGCAUAAUAAGCAUAAGCCCUAUAAGGUGAAUUAUUUCUCAGAUCAUAUAAGGCCACCCGUAUACAAUGCACCGCCUGGAGUUUUUGUUACGAUGGAUAAGAAACCAUUUAAGCCCAUGCCACCAUUAAAAUAUGCCCAUAUUUCUAAGCCACAUAGACCUAACAGACCGACAGAUUUUCGACCCAGCCCCCAAGUCAUGGACGUUCAGUUUUCUGAUCCUGAUUCAUUUGGGGAUACUGCAUUCAGACCAAUAACAGUUGGUUACGCGGAAAACAAUAAAACAAACAAUAUAGAAUUAACCAAUAAGAAGAAAGAUAAUAAAAGUAGGAAACACUCAUCACAUGGAAAAAAACCGUUAAAAAAACAUGAAACACCAAAAUCUCAACACGUUAGUACAACAGUACCUGAUAUUAUAACAGCGCAGACAUUAACUUCGAGUGAAAUUGAGACAUUGGAUUGGGCAAAUAUUUUAGGAGCAUUUACAAAAACAACACCAAUGGUGUCACAAACAGAAGGUGUACGUGUUGCUGAAACAACAACUACUCCCAUGUCUACAACAGUAACAACGACCAAAAAGGUAACGUCUACAACAGAAAAGGUGGCAAGCAUCAGCACAACCACGAAAACUCCGCUUAAAAAAAGGACGCGACCGCCACCAAAGUUUAAAAAAGAAGAAAAGAUUAAAAAGCACAAGAGAACAACAACAACAACAACAACGACAACUACGAAUGCACCUGAGGACAUUAAGAAAAGACCAACACACGAUCUGACACCACAAGCAAGUUCUGCUGCAACAGCCAUACCAACAGGAACUACGAAAACUUACAAAGAAUUACAAAACCACACACAACAGCCAACAACUUUAAGUUCCACUACAACAACAUCAACAACAACCAAACCAACAACAACAACAGCGUCUACAGAAACAACAGUUACAACAAAAAAACUAACAUCUAAAGAACCUAGAAACAAAAAUCGCUUCCGACAGUCAACAUUAAUACUCAAAGGUACCUCGGUCAAACACGAUCGAUGGAAUGCAAGUCAAAGAAACCAAUCAACAGCUACAUUGACAUCAACAACAUCAUCACACAGACGGAAAGGCUCUAAUUUCCAGGGCUAUAUGUCUUCUACUGCACGACCGAUCGACGAGGCCAGAGAAAAAGCCCAUGCGGAUAAAACUUCCACUACUACUACUACAGAAUCUAGUAGCACAAAAGCGAGCGAGACAACAUCACAAAUGACUCCGUCUAUCGAAGAAACUGUAGACCAAUAUGAAACAAAUAGUGUUGUACCCUUCCAAGCAUCAAACGAAGAGGACAAUUCAUUUGAUGAAUCCAACAAUUCCAAAUUAGAUACAUCACUAACAGAAGACAAUGAAGAUAUCAAAACAACUCCAUCUUCAAUAAAAAUAACAUCAGAUGGAAACGCAAAAAACAAAACUAAAUGUAAAAAGAAGAAAAAUAAUAUUGUUACAACAGAAAAAACAGAUGAAUCAGAAUCUAUUACUCAAGUAAUAACUUCACAACCUUUAAUAGGCAGAACGGGUACAGUUGCAUCAGCAAGUAAUAUAGAAGAAAUAAUUAAUUUCAACUUUGAUGACGAUGCACAGCAAAAUGAAGGAAGCAAGACCGAUCAAGAUUACAACUAUGAAAAUUAUACAAAAACUGGAGACGACUUUGAAGAUAUAUUUAGUUUAUUAGACGGUAAACAAAACCAAUCCGAUCAUGAUGAUUAUGAUGAAGAUGAUGAUGAUGAUAAUCAGGAUGAUGAUGGAGACACUGAAUUUGAUGAUGACGUAGAAACGGACCACAAAGCUCCAUUCAGCUUCUUGGAAUUAAUGGCUAUGUCAUAG